Syngnathus acus (greater pipefish) is the source of this 4098-nucleotide messenger RNA. It is a transcript of the gene tfr1a, whose product is annotated as transferrin receptor 1a. Gene Ontology annotation, cellular component: external side of plasma membrane. Gene Ontology annotation, molecular function: transferrin receptor activity. Bases 152 to 2461 code for a protein of 769 amino acids. The transcript is spliced from 18 exons. The record is from RefSeq and is a predicted model, not a curated record. Lineage: Eukaryota; Metazoa; Chordata; Actinopteri; Syngnathiformes; Syngnathidae. Gene Ontology annotation, biological process: intracellular iron ion homeostasis; transferrin transport.
UAACCAGAUAUAAGCACGGGGCAGCAAACUGAAGGACACACGGCUAACAGAACCGCAGCUAGUAAGCAGCGACAAGGGGAAACCUCGUGGUGUCAAAAAGUACCACUGAAGAUUUGAUCUGUUUUAAAGACAAGAGUUCCAUCAAGCAAAAAUGGACCAGGCAAGGUCAACAAUAACUAAAAUUUUUAAUGGAGAACCACAUUCGUAUACACGUUUCAACUUGACCCAGAACAUGGAAGGUGACAACAGUCACGUGGAGAUGAAGCUUUCAUCUGACAUGGAUGAAGAAGUCGGUGAAAACGGAGUGGGGGCCCACCUCAAUCAUAACUCCAAUCACAAGUCCUACAUGACUUCAAAAUUUGGACGCACACCUAAGAACCUUUGCUUCAUGCUAGCAACCAUCCUGCUCAUCUUUAUCAUCGGGUACUUGAUUGGCUACAUGGUCCAUAGCAAAAAAGAUUUGCCCGUCAGCUGCGAAGCCCGUGUGGAAAUGUCUGAAGUGCCCGUCGUGCACGAGACGGGGGCCGCUCCCAUCAUGGCCUGGAGUGAUGUCAAGAAUGCAUUUGCCCAGAAAUUGAGUACAUCCAACUUCCAGGUUGCCUUCAGUGAGGUGUCAAGUGACAACCAUCGGGCUGGCUCCUCAGGUGAUGAAACUUUGGCUGACAAGGUUAUCAAGAAGUUUCAAGAGUACGGCAUGAAAACCUGGACAGACGAGCACUUUAUUAAAGUUCAGGAUCGCCCACGUUUUGGCUCCAACAAAGUUAUUUUCAAGAAUGGCACAGAAGAGCACCCUGAAGGUUUUCUGUCCUAUAGUGCUAAUGGAACUGUAAAGGGAACUGUCCUGUACGCCUACUAUGGACAGGAAAGUGACUUUAAAUUGCUUCAAGUCAGAAGAAUCAACAUGAGCGGCAGAGUUAUGUUGGUCCGAGCUGGGAAGAUCAGCUUUGCGGAAAAGGUAGCCAAUGCUGCCAAGAUGAACGCCUCUGCUGUACUGAUUUAUCGAGACCCUGCUGAUUAUCCUUCUGAAGCCACCACUCAUCUUUUUGGACAUGUCCAUUUGGGUUCAGGUGAUCCCUAUACCCCCGGCUUCCCUUCGUUUAACCACACCCAGUUUCCACCCGCUGAGUCGUCAGGUCUGCCAAGUAUCUUGGCUCAAACCAUCACAGCAGACACAGCCACCAGCAUUCUUAGACAGUUAGAGGGUCCGAAUGCACCAGAGGAGUGGGACGUUUUCCACAAACUUGGAAACGAGAGCGAUGACAUUACUGUGGAGGUGAACAACGUUCUUACUGAGAAAAAGAUCAACAAUGUCUUUGGUGUCAUCGAAGGCUUUGUGGAUGCAGAUCGCUAUGUGGUUAUCGGUGCCCAGAGGGAUGCUUGGGGUCCAGGUUUUGCCGCAUCAACAGUUGGCACCGGUGUUCUGUUGGAAAUGGCUGGUUCAAUCUCACAAAUGCUAAAGAAGGAUGGCUUCAAGCCAAGGAGGAGCAUCGUGUUUGCUAGUUGGAGUGCUGGAGAAUAUGGAAGCGUUGGCGCCACCGAGUGGCUGGAAGGCUAUCUUUCUUCUCUUAGUACAAAAGCCUUCUCUUACAUCAACCUUGAUGGCAUUGUAGCCGGCCACAGCGGGUUUAAAGUAUCAGCAAGUCCGAUGAUGCACAGCUUGAUUGAACGCACACUCAAAGAGGUGAGCCUCCAGAACAAGGCUGUGUCCCUCUUUUCUCAAUUUGGAAAGGGCAACUGGGAAUCUAACAUGUUGGAACCUCUGAAGCUGGAUGACGCUGCUUAUCCUUUCAUUGCCUUUACCGGCAUUCCAUCCCUGUCGUUUCGAUUCACUUCUGGCAAUUUAGAUUAUCCGUAUUUUGGCACAGUGAUGGAUACCCAGGAGGGGUUGAUUGCUGUCACGUCCAACCAGCAUCUGCAGCUGGCUGAAGCAGCUACCAAGUUUGCAGGUCACAUAGUGCUGAGGUUGGUCCACGACCACCUGCUGCAGAUGGACCUGUUAAAGUAUGACAAGAUUAUUCGUACUCAUGUGGCUCAGAUUAACAGGAAAGUCAACGCCGUACGAAGGAUGCAGCCUAAUCUGGUCCCCACAUCAGUGCAGUGGUUGAUGUCAGCCUCUGGCUCUUACAGUCGAGCCUCUCGUAACCUUAUGAAAGACAUCCAAAACAGUGACUUGAGUAACAUUGAGAUGUGCCGGAUCUACAAUGACCGCAUCAUGUCGGUGGAGAGGAACUUCCUGUCAGCGUAUGUGUCGGCUAAAGAAAAUCCUUUCCGUCACAUCCUGCUCGGCUCUGGUCCACACACACUCAAAGGGCUGUCCAACCAUCUCGAAGCCCUCAGAACAAAGAGCCCAGAAGCUGAUGUCGACCAGUUCCGCAACCAGUUUGCUUUGGCCACCUGGACAAUUCAGGGUUGUGCCACUGCAUUAACAGGGGACAUGUGGUCACUUAAUAAUGAAAUCUGAAUUGUUUUCACCAUGUGGUAUUCCCUCAAUAACAUUAUCAAUAAUAAUAAUAAUAAUGAUAAUCAUAAUAAUAAUCUAUACCAGGUAGAGCUGCCUCAUCUCUUUGAGGCUUUCAUUUAAAAUCACACACUUCACAUCAACACAAUACAUUUUCGCAGUAUUUUCUUUGAAACGUUGGUCCAUUUAAAGAACAUUUCAAAUAUGUGGCGUUCACUCGAUCACAUUUGAUUACUGCUCGGUGCUAUUAGCAAAAAGCUCAAAAAUCCAGUAUGAGUGCACAACACCUAUAGCUAGACUCAGACUCGCAAAACAAAUAUGGAGACUAGAGAUCAAUAGAGUAGUGUUUUGCAUUUCUUUUAACGCAUAUCACGCCAUCCUUCAAAUCGAUCAGUAACUAUGUUUACUGUGAAGAAAUAUCCUCAUAUUCACUAUUGCAGGCGGCAAUUACCAGGUGGCACUGAAACAGAAAUCUUAUUUAAUCAUCAGUGACAGGGUUCACUAUGAAUAUAUAUUUUUAAUUGCCUUUAAUCGAAAAUGUAUAAUUAUCGGGAGCAGUGUCUUUCAUAAUUAUGACAGUUAUACUGUCGAAAUGACAAAAGCAGCAUCUGCUAAAUGAAGUGUACACACAUCAACAGCCAGCACUGAGUCGCACGCAAGAGUUCGCCUUUGGUGCCGGAUUGAAGCUGCUCCUCAAAACUCGAGCUCACGCGUGCGUUUCUCAUCCUGGCGGCCAUUAUCGGAAGCAGCGUCUUCCAUAAUGUGGAAAUGAAGAAGGUAGUUUUUGCCUACCAGUGUGUGUCUGUAUCGGAGGCAGUGCCCUCCAUAUUUCACUGUAGGAGUGGAUGUUUAUGUUAUCGGGGGCAGUGUUUCCCAUAAUUUUUGUAUAUAUAUGAAGUCAAUGACAUCAGCUCAAUUCAUUAUCUUGCUCAAAUUAAGAUCUUCUCUACCUACUUUCCUCACAUAUCCAAUGUGCCUGCCAAUGUGUUCCUGUGUUUUUUCCCGUUGUUUUGUAUUAAGGUGAGUGAUCUGCAUGGCUAAGUUUCACUCUGGGUUUCGUUUUGGCGGCAUUUUUCCUCAUUUCAAAUCAGUGAUAGUAUGUUGAUUUCUCAUAACUGAUGUGAUUCCCCCGUUGAGAAAGACAAAUGUUACAGAUCUGUUUGCUGUAGUUUCACAGAUGUUUGUCUUCCUUUGGAGUGGGUCACUUGUGCCUUUUGUUUCAUGAAUGCAUCUUGGCUUCGGUUUUCCAAGGCUCUAGAAUGUUCAUUUUAAUGAUUGUGUCCUUGACCCCCAUUCAAAGACCUGUUCUGCUCAAAUCAAAGUUAUUGAUGCAAAACGUCAUCGCAAUUUUACAGUUGGUAAUGCUGUUAGUAGUCUCGCAAGAGAAAAACUGAAAUAAUGAUUUAUACACAGAAAAGUAAAGCUGAAUUUACAUUAUUUUAGCUUACUAACCUUAAAAUGAUCUGGUGUUCAGUACUCAUAAAUUGACCGAUAGCUAAUUCGCCAAUUAAACUGAUAAAGUGAUCAAUUGUAAAACAAAAGAAUGUGUUUUAAAAAUACAUUUGCCAUAUGUAUGCAGUUUGCGUCUCAUUUUCCAUUUCUGUUCCGCAAUAAAAAACUCACAAAUGUUCCUAUUUGAA